CUAGCAGCUCCGCUUUAUUCAAACGAGAGAACUGUUGUGUAGGUUUAAACAGUGCACACAAACGGGCAACCAUGAGCAGCACGGUGCGAGUACUUCCCGCUAGCCGGAGGCAGCAGCUUCAGUAUAAAGAACAAAGGAGAAAAAAAGUGGAAGAAUAUUUGUUAAAGAAGAUGGCCCUUACAGAGCCUCGCCAGUCAUUACAAAGCAGGUCUCCUUUAACAGAGAAAAAUAACUUAGUAAACCUUCCCAACCAAACAGAAGCCAAUAAACUGAAGCAGACUAAUCUGGUUAAUAAAGAGAAUAUUGUAUCUGCCAGAAGCAAAAGUGCGCCUGUUCAUAGACAAAGCAGCCUUCAGAGAUCUGCUUUGCACAUAGAUCUUGCAGUAAAAAAGAAUCCUAUUUCUGUUAAUACAGUGGUAACAAAAGGAGAGAGGAAGGAGACUAGAGGCGUGUCCGUUAGCCAGUCUUUCUUAAAAUCAAAAUUUUUUAAAGAAAAACAGCUGAUAGAUGAAAAAAUAAAUGCUAAGGCUAACAAACUACCAGAGAAACCUGCUAAACCCGUGCUUGGUACAUAUCGUGGUAAGGUUGUCCAAUCAAAGAUUAACUCCUUUAGGAAGCCCUCUGAUGGCAAUGAGACCAACAGUUCUACACAGGAUAAAAAGCAGCAAGUAAAUUCUUCCAAGACUGCACCCAGCAGACCAACCUCAAAUGUUGCUGUUAAGCAAGUUCCUAAAUCUGCUGCAGUUGGAUCUACCAGGCAAAGUGUCCCUGCUCCUUCCAACACAAGAUCACAGUUGAGAACAUCUAAUGUUGUAAAGAACAGGCCAGAACUCGGAACUACAAAGGUCUACACUACUUCACAAAGCCAAAUAAAGUCUGUUGGUGUAAAUGUACUGCAGAAACCAGGUCCUACCAGAAACCCAAAGCCAACUGGGCACGUGAUGCCACAAACUGAUUUGAACAGGAGGAGGACUGUGGCUGGUCCACAAAGUGCAAGGCCUGCUCCUCAGCAUAGAAAAACUACUUCACAGCCAGUUGCUCCUGUUAAUAAAUUCCCAAAAGCAAAAGAGACUGCUGAAGAACGAAAGGCUCGUCUAGCUGAAUGGAAAGCGGCAAAGGUAACUAAGAGACCUCCCACAAAAGUGAUGACGUCCAAUACAUGUGAAGUGUCGCAAGAGGAACCAGAGAGUAAACAGCCUGUGCAACAGAAGGAGCCCACUCCAAAAUUAUUCUGGGCAACCAUGGCAGAGGAAGAUGAGCAGGAGCUCUUCACUAUAAAAGUUCACAAAAUGUUUGCUGAAUGCCAGAAACUAAUAGAUGAGAAUUUACCAAAAGAAGAGAUUCUUGGCAUAUUGGAGACUCAGAUCCAAAGUGUUCCAGAAGCCAAAAAGAUUUCGAAGUACUGGGAAUGUCUAGCACAUCUUGAGAAACGUGAAGGCCAACUUGAUAAGGUCAUUUCAAUCUGCGAAGAAGCUGUAACAGCUGGUGCCCAGCCACUAGAUGAGCUGAGAAAUAUUCUUGCAGAUGCUUUGGAAAGCCUUAAACUUACAUCUGAUGCAGUGGAACACUCCCAAGAGAUUGUACCUAAAGAAGAAAUAAAAAAGGAGGAAUCGGAGUUACAAAUAGAGCCUUUAAAACCAUCUUUAGUAGAAGCUACUAAAGGGAGAAAGUCAAAAAGGAGAAACGGAAUCAAAAAUGAGUCAAAGGAGAAAAAACUUACUUGGGAUAUUGAUGAAAAGCCACCUGUGACACCAGAGAACAAUGGUCCUACAUCAGUUAUAAAAUUUAAUGUACGAUCAACACCAUACUUACAAAGUGUCAAGAAAAAGAUUCAUUCCGACGGUGAGCCCCUCAUCAAGGAUCUGAAGUUUCUAACGCCAGUGAGACGUUCCACCCGUAUUGAGCGCAACUCACAGCAACUGCCUGACAUGCUGAAAGACCAUGAUCCUUGUGUAUCUACACUCUCUCAACUAGGGGAACUGGGAAGUGACACUCAGGCUUAUAUAUACAGGCAGAAUGAUGCCAUCCAGGAAGUGACUGUUAAAAAUCUUCCAAAGUAACUUGUCCAGUGACAUUUUUAAUGUAUCCACGCUUGGCUUGCUGAGGAUCCAAGAUUUCUGUAAAGUGUACAUAACUGUCAGCGUUUCUCGCUUGUAUUUUUGUAUGUUUUGCGUUUCCAGUGACUCUUUUGGUUAAGCUGUUUUGAGGAGAAUGCUUUACUUUAAUACAUUCUGUGAAGCAGAACUUUCUCAUCACAUUAGGUUGACUGAACUAUUUGGCAUUAUUUUAAGAUAAUCCCUACUUGGGAGGCAGUUUAGCAAACCUGGAUAUGAGCUAAUUCACCCCUCCCCAUAGAGACAUCAGUGAUGGUUUUUGGUAGGUGUAAGACCAUAAACGUUGUUUUUCUAGAAGCACUUUCUUCCUUAAUGUGAUCUUGAGGUGAUGGGGUUGUGUUAACCCUGCAUUACUGUGCGUUUAUCCUUUAUGCAGGGGUUUAAACGCACAGUAGAGGUGCUACUCGGGACCUGCACAGCACUGCUGGUUCCAAGUGGAACCCACCGAUGAUCCAACCUGCAACGCUACACGGGCACUGAAUGGAACUACUACUUUAUCUAAUUGGAGCAUGUAAAUUUUCAACUAUUAUGGCCCUUUAACUUAGGGGAAUAGUGCUUAUGUGCGACUGCUCCAGCACAUAUGCGUUUAUAGCACUUGUACUGGUGCAAUUUAGUAAAGCCCCUUUCAUAAUUUAUUAACUUUUUUUUUUUUUUUUUAAACAGGAUUUAGACUUUUUUUAAAUGGUUUGCAAACAUUUGAAGGCUGAUAAAUCCAUAAAAUUAAAGUUCUCAACUUUUUAUAUAAUAUGCAGUAAUUCAAAUGCUAGUGCAAGAUGUAUCUUCUGUUAUAAUUUCGCUUAAACAGAAUAUCAGAAUAUAUUGCCAAUGAAUACUGGUUCACUAUUCUAACUGAGAUGCAAAAUACAUGGGAUUUGGGAUAAACUGAAUGCUGAGAAAAAAAUAUAUAUAUUUAUUUUCAGCUGUAAAUAAAAGAUUCAUGUUAAUUGAUUUA
Bombina bombina (fire-bellied toad) is the source of this 3066-nucleotide messenger RNA. RefSeq names its product cytoskeleton associated protein 2 (gene CKAP2). The transcript is spliced from 9 exons. The record is from RefSeq and is a predicted model, not a curated record. Lineage: Eukaryota; Metazoa; Chordata; Amphibia; Anura; Bombinatoridae. Gene Ontology annotation, biological process: negative regulation of microtubule depolymerization. Bases 72 to 2060 code for a protein of 662 amino acids. Gene Ontology annotation, cellular component: microtubule cytoskeleton.